Messenger RNA from Coregonus sp. 'balchen', 4067 nucleotides. The record is from the annotation of a GenBank genome assembly. NCBI's taxonomy places the organism in Eukaryota, Metazoa, Chordata, Actinopteri, Salmoniformes, Salmonidae.
GUCGGUAGAAUCCAGGUUGCAACUACAGUAGACUGUUUUUCCGUGGAAAAGUGAAACUACUGAGACAACUUUUAGUUCAGACAGAACCACUCAGACGGCGUGAAGGUAAAUAUAUAUUUAUCUUGUAUGCAUUACAAUUUAGGCUAAUCAAAUCAUUGUGAAUACAUUUAAAAGAGAAAACGUUAACUUUGAUCACUGUGUGGGCAAUACACGCUUUAAGCUGUAACGUUCACAGGAGGUCGAUUACAGAAAUCUUGCCAGGAAUCCUCCAUAGGCUACAUUUCAUUUUGUGUGGCUCGGCCGAGCAAACAUGGAAUGUAACAGUAUAGCUUUCUCUACAGCACAACACACACGCAACCAAUUGCAUACCGACACUAGAUGAACUGCAUAGGCUACAAUCAAUCGGCCACUAACAGGCUUAAUGUAGCAGAUGAAUGUCAUUUACACAUGCGUUUAUCAAAUGUUUUUUUAUGAUGUAAUAUCUGUAGUACUCUACAUUUGUUUACAGAGUCUCCUAUUACAUAAACCUUAAACAGGACUUUAUGAUAAGUACGGAGGAGUAUUAGGGCCAAGUGAAGAGAAAAGAUUAAUAGAAGGUGGUGGUCAAGGGCGUAACUUUGUGUUGCAUAUUGGGGGGUUCCAGGUCGAUGGGAUCCAGGGUCAACACACUUCUAGGGGGGUCCAGGGACAUGUCACCCUGGGAGAUAAAAAUAAUAAUAAUAAUUGCUGUGAAAUGGUUAUUUCUGGUGAAUUUUGAAGGGGAAAUACAUCCACAACUUUCCUGAUAAUUUGGUCAAUAUAUUCCAACCACAACUAAAGUACCAAUAAUUUCAGUAUUACUUUAAACUGUUGGUCUAACUCUAUCAGUUCAGAAAGUAACCAGGCUUGGCAAUUUUUUUGUAGAACGACUAUGAGAAAGUCAGUUCUGGGGUGCUUCAGUUCGAUUGAACGUUUGCUACGUUGCAUAACGGGUGUACUGAACCACGUUUCCUCAAAAUAUUCUUCAACUUUCUUGAACAGGUAGCCUAUGUUUGCUCCGUUUGGUGGUGUGGCGGUGUGGCUUGAAGCAAUGAGUGACGUAUUUGAAGGGCAGCCGUGUGUUUUGAACCCACAACCCAACCUGUUUUUUUUUUUCAACUGGUCGUUCAGAACGGCACUGUUUCUGUUUAAUUUAACGUUACAUUACAUAUCUUUUUUUUUUACUGAACGCAGCUCUGGUGACUUUUCUACUCCAAAAUGUAUGAAAAUAAAAUGAGGGGAAUUUUCCCCUCCAAAAAUGUGCCUAACAACAUUAUUUAGCAAUAAGCAUUAUCACCUGUAGCCAAACUAAUGCAGCAUAGUGGCUAUAAAUAAAUAGGCUGAAGCAUGGGGUUGCCCAUCUGUAUUUGUGGUAAUCAUUCGCUAGAUCCGUGCUUUCUAAACUUUUUUUUGUCAUGGCCCCCUUUCAUCAUGCAGGAACAUCAUAUUAUUUACAUGGCAUUUAGUAACAAGGUUUCCACCGACAAAACCAACCUGUACUCAGGGGUAGACGUAACAUACUAAAUGUAAAUCCAGCCCACACCAAUUAGUUUGAUAUGUUAUGUUUCGUAUGGUAUGUAUUCAUUUGUGAAUCUCCAUCAUCCAUUUGGUAUGAUAUGUUACAAAUUGCAAUUCGUAUGAUAUGUUACGAAUUUCAAUUUGUUGUGGCUAGGGAUUAGGGUUAGGAAUGUUAGGAAUUAGGUUAAAGGUUUAGGGGAAGGGUUAGCUAACAUGCUAAGUAGUUGCAAAAUAGCUCAAAAGUAGUAAGUUGCUAAUUAGCUAAAAUGUUAGUUGUCCGUGAUGAGAUUCGAACGCCAAUCCAUCCUGACCAAUUUUGCCUUAAGUAACCUUCUGUCUUAUGUGACUAUACCAAACGUAACAUAUCAUACUAUUUUGAGUGUCCCGGAUUUCUAUGAGCUAUGUUACAUCUAGUCUAUGAAACCAGGCUGACAAAACAUACAGUAAUGGCUAAAGCAUCUAUGCAGCCAUUUAUUGCAAUACCAUAUGGUUUCAGUUUGUCAAAUGAGUCCAUAUGCCAUAUCGUGUUGGGACCUUUGGUCGUGUACUGCCGUCGGCGUCGUGCGCGCCUAAGCUUCACACCUUGAGGUUUGAGUGAUCAGCUUGAUUAUAGAUCUUUUGUAUAGUGUCUUGUGUUACUACAAAACCUCUCUGAAUUGCAUGAAGAUGCAACCAUCUGUAGCCUUGCAUUUAUCUAUUACUGUUGAUUUCACUUUGCACAAACGCCAAUAUCACAUCCAGAUCCGUGUGGUUCUUCCUUCUGAAAAGACCCAGUCUGUGACAAAACCUCUUCAUGGUCCUAAUACUUACAAUAAUAUGGUUAUUACGUGCUAAAAGAGCAAGAAUUUCCUUGUUACUAAAGCCAAUUCUAAAGUAUAGUUAGUUGUUCAUUAGUUAUAAUUAUUAUUAUAUAAUUCUUACAGACUGUGGCUUUAAUAAACUUUUUCACCUUCUUUCUUCUGAUAUUUGGUAAUGAUAUAUAUAUUUUUAUUUCAAACCUCCUUCAUAGGAUGUGUGCUGCUAAAAUGACAGAAGGGAGCUUGCAUGUGGAAUCCUGCAAGGCCCCUAUGUUUUACAGACAAGCUGAACCGGCUACAGGUGAAGUCCAUCUGUCUGUCCUACUUCUGCACGGCAUCCGUUUCUCAUCUGAGAACUGGCUCAAUAUAGGAACACUGGAGACAUUGGCCAAAGCUGGCUAUCGUGCAGUGGCCAUCGACCUACCAGGUGAGCUUCAGUUGUGAAUAGUAGUAAGUGAGAAUGUAUUACUUAAUUCAUCUCUGACCUGUAACUCCACCUCUCUCUUCCUCUCCCCACCCCCAGGUCUUGGCCAGUCUAAGUCAGCAGUGGCCCCCUCUGCUGUUGGAGAGCUGGCCCCUGGUGGGUUCCUGAAGCAGGUGUGUGAGGCACUGGGGAUGGGGCCAGUGGUGGUGGUCAGUCCCUCCCUGAGUGGCAUGUACUCCCUGCCCUUUCUCUUCCAGCACGAGGCUCUGGUACGGGCUUACAUCCCUGUGGCUCCCAUCUGCACUGAGAAGUUCACAGCAGAGCAGUAUAGCAGCAUACAGGUGUGUGUGUUGAGGGAUUUUAGCUCUCUGCUCUUUCUUUUCUCCUCUGUGGUUGGUUUCUCCUCUGUGGUUGGUUUCUCUUCUGUGGUUGGUUUCUCUUCUGUGGUUGGUUUCUCUUCUGUGGUUGGUUUCUAUUCUGUGGUUGGUUUCUCCUCUGUGGUUGGUUUCUAUUCUGUGGUUGGUUUCUCCUCUGUGGUUGGUUUCUCUUCUGUGGUUGGUUGCAAACACUGAUUUUGCACCUAUGAAACAUGCCUUGUGUUUGGGUGCUCUGUUUGACUUUGGUCAGGAUUCAAUCCGAACGCGGGUUGUAGACAAUGCAGCUUUUAAAGGCAAUAUCCGAUUGAGCUGACAUAUGCAGCGUUUACCGUGCAUGCGAUAUCUGCGAACGCGGAAACAUUGCCUGUAAAAUCUGCAUUGUCUACAACCUGUGCUCAGAUUGAAUCCCGGCAUUGUAUGUGAUAUUGGGUAACAUUUGAACUAGCCACCUCCACUUUCAUUCCAGACUCCAUCUCUGAUUGUCUAUGGAGACCAGGAUGCUCAGCUUGGAGAGGUUUCUCUGAACAACCUGAGAAGCCUGGCCAAUCACAAGGUUGUGGUGAUGAAAGGAGCAGGACAUCCGUGCUAUCUGGACGACCCAGCAACGUGGCACAGAGCUCUCAUUGACUUUCUCAAUGCGUUGUGAUGUUGUUCAGUGUCAUUGAGAUAUCGGUCCAUGGAUGCAACACUAUACGACCAACAAUACCUAUUCAAACAUUCCAACAUUUCAUUAUAUAAAAAAUCUAUACUGUAUGUUGUUUGUUAUUUGUCAAAAGCUAGUAUAGAAGUUUUUAUAUCAAAGACUAACUUGUGAUGUUUUGGGGACAUGUAACUGUGGUUCAGUACAACCCAUUAUGCACUGAUGACAUACUGUACCUGUACUGUGUGUUUGUGGCCUAUUCUAAUAAAAUUGGUCAUUUAGCAGACACUCUU